Histoplasma capsulatum G186AR is the source of this 924-nucleotide messenger RNA. RefSeq names its product acyl-protein thioesterase. Gene Ontology annotation, molecular function: palmitoyl-(protein) hydrolase activity; carboxylic ester hydrolase activity. Bases 1 to 924 code for a protein of 307 amino acids. The record is from RefSeq and is a predicted model, not a curated record. Gene Ontology annotation, cellular component: cytoplasm. The transcript has a single exon. Lineage: Eukaryota; Fungi; Ascomycota; Eurotiomycetes; Onygenales; Ajellomycetaceae. Gene Ontology annotation, biological process: protein depalmitoylation.
AUGCCACCGCAAAAGAGAGCCUAUCCCGAACCAUUGGUUAUCGCGCCUCUAAAGCCUAACCAUACGCACACUCUUAUACUCCUUCAUGGUCGUGGUAGCAAUGCUGAACGCUUCGGUCAUGAGCUUCUGGAGUCUGCAAAGUUGCGUGCCCGACUCCCUACGGUGAAAUUUGUUUUCCCCACAGCAAGCAAGCGGAGAUCCACGGUGCUGAAAAAGACACCCAUCAAUCAGUGGUUUGACAAUUACUCGCUCGAAGACCCUGGCCGUAGAACGGAUCUUCAGGUAGAUGGCCUCUGUCAGACAGCGGAGUUCUUGAGGAAUCUGAUUGCAAUCGAAGCAACGCUUCUCGGCCCAGGGGGUUACGGACGGAUCGUCCUGGGUGGGCUCAGCCAAGGAUGCGCAGCAUCAAUAUUCACCCUGCUGGGUGGGGGAUUCGGACCUGAUGGCAGUGAACAGCUAGGAGGAUUUGUUGGAAUGAGCGGGUGGCUCCCGUUUGAGAGCCAAUUGCAUGAUUUAGCAGAAUCUCACACUUCUGAUAGUGACGGGUUGUCCUUCGGUACGGAAACAGACCCCUUUGCAGGGUCAACGGAUGAUGUUGCUGGGGAGCAGGUCCAAGCGCUCGAGGCUCUUAACCACGUUCGUGAUAUCCUUGAUCUCCCCGCACUGACGAUCCCCAAGGAGUCAGCCUGCAGCCUAGUGGUAGACUACCUUCCAGCUCAUGUUUUCAUUGGCCACGGCGCAGUUGACCCAAAGGUAUCAGUUCAUCUGGGUGAAAAGAUGGCGACCUUUCUCUCGGAUACAUUGCGGAUGCAUGUAACAUGGAAGGCGUACGAAGAUCUCGGCCACUGGUACGGUGUUCCUGAUGAGAUAGAGGACAUUGUUUAUUAUUUGAGGAGAAAGGUUGGGAUCCCAGAAUGUCAGUGA